AUGAAAAUCUCUAUAGUAAAGGGUAUAUUAUAUUUUCGUCUCGCUGUGGGCAAUUAUUGGGAGUGUUCUUCUUCAAAAACUGUUCAAUUUUUAUGUAAAUGUUAUUGCGUUGUCUAUAUAAGUGUAGCUACUUAUGUUUACUUUUCAAUUGGGUUUGAAGCGGCUAGUCUAAAAGCUAAGCAUGAUGUUAAUUUAUUUUGUUUCCUUUUUAUAAACGGAAUAUUCGCUAUUUGGAAUAAACAAGAAUAUUUUACACGAUUUUAUUCCGGUAUAAGGACGUUCGAUAAAAUAAUUCAUUUCAAAAAACGUAAAUCAGCAUCUCUAGUCGCUUACAUUACUUCGAUAGUCAUUAAAAGUGGUUUAAAUUUAACCGGCCAUAUUUUGAGAAACGAAAGAUUUGUUCCAUUCUUCGCAAAUCAAAUGGCGGAGAUUUCUAAAAAUAUAUCGAACUUGCCUUCAGUUAUGAUAUAUGAGAUGUUGUGGUCACGAAUGGCAUGCUUACGGAAAUGGCUGAAUUCAAAGUUGAUUUAUGGAAAUCUUGAUGAAAAGCAGUUUUGUCUAAGGAAGUUCUUACAUCUGUACAAAACAUUGCUUGAUAAUGUUACAAAAGUACAUAAUAUACUAGUUAUGCAGGCAUGCAUGGAGCUGGUUUACUACUUUAUAACAUUGUUAGCUGAUGUACAUUCGGCCAUAGUGAUAGGGAUUUGGAAAGGCACAUGGGAAUUAUCUUUGUCAAUUCUUAUUAUCUCAUUGACUAACGUUGUACUCUGGUUAAUGGGCCCAUUAUUUCUUGAGCUGACGAUGAAUGAGUACGAGGAGAUGAUGUCUUUGAUCUCCACAGAGUUGAUGCAGUGCAAAGAUGAGGCCUAUCGUGACCAGAUUCUCACCACAUUGGAGUAUUUAGAAGUACGACCACCUCGCUACACGAUAUGGAGAAUUAUUUCAAUGAAUUUGAAGCAAGUGGUAACUGUAUUCGAUCUCUUAGUAACUUACAUUAUUGUCAUGCUUUCGUUUCAAUUUUAA
Molecule: messenger RNA, 1023 nt
Organism: Pieris rapae (cabbage white)
Lineage: Eukaryota; Metazoa; Arthropoda; Insecta; Lepidoptera; Pieridae
Exons: 4
Coding region: 1-1023 (340 amino acids)
Source: RefSeq, a predicted model, not a curated record